AUGACGAAACAUCAACCCAGCAUCGAGCAGCGUGGCGAGGAAAUUCUCAAUGUUUUUAACAGGACGUUUGGAGACCUUCUCGCCAGGGACCCUGCUGCAUUCCAGGUCAAAUUCCGCAAGAUGGCUGCCUCGGCGUUUGCCUUCUAUCGCGGUAGCGCUUGUCUAUUCUACCAUGACCUCGAGCAGGAGCAGCAUGUCGGUCCCUUCUUAGACGAUAAAACAAAGCGAAUCUGGAUCCAUGGCGAUUUGCACGCAGAGAACUUCGGCACCUACAUGGAUUCUCAGGGUCGUCUGAUCUUCAACGUCAACGAUUUUGACGAGGCCUAUGUUGGCCCCUUCACCUGGGACAUCAAGAGAUUCGUAGGCUCAAUCGCCCUAGUUGGUUAUGCGAAAGCUCUCAGUGACAAGCAGAUCACCCGACUCGUGAGGGUAUAUGCCGCAGCAUACCGCGAGCGGAUUCAUACCCUAGCCACUUGCACAAAGCAAGACGAGGUGCCACGCUUUACCCUAGACACCGCCAAGGGCCCGUUGCUGGACGCCUUGCGCUUAGCCCGUACGCAAACACGUGUCGGAUUGCUCUGCUCGAUGACGGAAAUCCAUGAUUCCGAGCGGCGUUUCACCUCAGGCGGUGGCGCAUUUAAGCUGGAUUCUGCCACACGAGAGAAAGUCGUGGAGGCGUUUAACCACUAUCUCGAGACACUUCCCGAGAGAAGAGAGGACUGCGCCGGCAUGUACCGCAUCAAGGAUGUGGUGGGUCGUCGGGGUGUGGGUAUCGGCUCUGCAGGUCUCCCAUCAUACAACAUCCUGCUGGAAGGCAAGAGCGAGGCGCUAGAGAACGACGUUGUGAUCUACAUGAAGCAGUCCGCGGCUGCAGCUGUCUCCCGGCACGUCGAAAAUAGCGCAGCCCACGCUUACUUCCACCACGAGGGUCACCGUACUGUCAUCUCGCAGCGCGCUCUGCAGGCGCAUGCGGACGUAUGGCUCGGCUGGACUGAGAUAGAUGGUGUAGGCCAGCUGGUCGCGGAGGUUUCCCCGUAUGCAGUGGACCUGGACUGGUCAGAUAUCAACGACAUGGAGGAGAUGGCGGCAGUGGUUGCCGACCUGGGUACGGCCACCGCCAUGAUGCACGGGGCCGGAGACGAUGACAGCAGACACUCGCAACUAGUGCCCUUCUCUCCUGAGGAAGCCAUUGAUGCAGCUAUAAUGGCCGAUGGGGACCGCUUUGUGGAUGUCCUUGUUGAAUUUGCGCAUGAGUACAGUGCCCAGACGCGGCGAGACCAUCAUAUCUUCGUGGAUCUUUUCCGCAAUGGCCGUAUUCCAGGCCUGCCUGUUGACGGCGGAAAUUGA
This is a messenger RNA of Penicillium canescens, 1347 nucleotides long. RefSeq names its product DUF2252 domain-containing protein. NCBI's taxonomy places the organism in Eukaryota, Fungi, Ascomycota, Eurotiomycetes, Eurotiales, Aspergillaceae. The transcript has a single exon. The coding region runs from base 1 to 1347 and encodes 448 amino acids. The record is from RefSeq and is a predicted model, not a curated record.